AGCUGAUGAAGAUAACGUGUCAGUGCGUGUUGGCGCUCGAGUGGAAAACCAUGUGUCGCAUAACUUAGAGCCAUGGAUACGGAAACGAUAAUAAUCGUGAGCGUGUUCGGCGCGGCAUUACUGCUGCUGUUGCUGAUCAGCAUCGUGCUAUGCGCGCAGCUCUCAGGUCUACGCCGCAAGCUCAAUGAGCUCAGCACAGGAGGACGACUGCGAGUUCAAAAACUGAAGAUGAACUCCGACAAGAACCACGCGUUCCACAACCCUGGUCUGACGCCCGACGAGGAGCUAUCUCGUCGCGGCUACUCCAUGUACCAGGUGCCUGACGACGACGUCGAGAGCGGCAGAGGCACGGAGCGUCAGACGGGUGGGCAGUUCGUAGAAGAGCUGGCGAGAGAACUGGAAAACCGACAACAGAAGCAGAACAACACUCCAAGCUUCCUUCUGCAGGGGAUAGAAGAGAACAAGAAGAGAAGAAACAACCCGAUUGCGAACAACAACAAUCGGCAGAGCGAAACCAAUCCCAAUUUUAUAUACUGAACUACUACAAUCCACAAAGUUAAAAACGUUUAGAACCAUUUUGCAAAGGAAGAGAUUAAUGAUUAUUGCAAAGAUAAACAAGAGACUCAGAAUAAUUGACAAUAUUCCUCUUAUAGAAAUAUAAGAAAAGCUACAAUGGUACCAGAGGUCUAAUUUAAAAUCAAAUUUUUUACUGGCGGAAGAUAAUCAAUAGGUAAUUCCCAGCACACCAGACAUUCGUUGUUGCCCAGAGGAUCCCUCCAACAUUGUCUGUUCACAUAGUGAAGGGCUACCGACAUUGCAAUUACGGUCGGAAGUUCCGCUCAGCUUCUUCGGGUCCCAACGCCAAUAGUCCAUGUGCUUUACCUAUUGCCACUUUACCGCAAUAUAUUACAAAGCCUGGUAAUCUAACUUCUGUUCAGUUAUGAGAUAAAUUAUUUUUGAUUAUCUUAACCUUGAGAAUUUUUGUUCUUUUAAUAAUAGACUUUCUGCAAACAUCAGCCAAAUAUUAUGGCUGCCACGUUUUUUAAAAAAUUGUGCUAGACUUAAACACAGAGGACGCAAAAUUGUGUUUAUUUCUAAUACAAUAAACAUUACCUAUGAGAAUUGAGAGAUGAUGCAGUAAAUAUUUCUUCUAAUUAUUUCUAAAAUAUAAUAAUUUAACUACAAUAAGAUCCAGAUGAAUAAUUUGUAAGAUUUUAAAAUAAAUUCAGUUUAUUUUAAA
This is a messenger RNA of Pararge aegeria (speckled wood butterfly), 1240 nucleotides long. RefSeq lists its product as uncharacterized. NCBI's taxonomy places the organism in Eukaryota, Metazoa, Arthropoda, Insecta, Lepidoptera, Nymphalidae. The transcript has 4 exons. The record is from RefSeq and is a predicted model, not a curated record. Bases 73 to 537 code for a protein of 154 amino acids.